AUGCACAUCUCUCCACCUUCAGCAACGGUAUCUGAAUUCUCUCCCAGUUGCACGAGCCGCCAGUUCCGUCUGUCGUGGAGGCCCUUGGUUCACCCGCUUGAGCAUCUGCUGUUGGCACAGCAAGGCACAGCGGCUAGGUGUUGCCCUUGUGAGAUCGGUGGCAUGGCGGGCAAGGCUGCGGCUCCUCAGGGGUUGCCUGAUGGCAUCGACAAAGACGAGAUCUAUGAGAUGGCAGCUCAACAAAUGGAGUACCGAGUGAGCCUAUUCAAUGCCAUGGUGGCGACGUGUUUUGACAAGUGCUACGAGAAGAAGUACAAAGAGUCGGAAUUGAAUCUUGGAGAGACUAGCUGUGUUGACAGAUGUGUUUCCAAAUACUGGCAGGUGCGAGGGAUCAUUGGCCAAUACCUCGGCGUUUCUGGCAGUGGGAUGUAG
This is a messenger RNA of Closterium sp. Yama58-4, 432 nucleotides long. Lineage: Eukaryota; Viridiplantae; Streptophyta; Zygnematophyceae; Desmidiales; Closteriaceae. The record is from the annotation of a GenBank genome assembly.